UAGAUUCACGAAAUAUUAGCCAGCACAAAGCUGCCUUACAAAGACGUCAGGGUUGUCAAAACAAGAGAAGGUGUGUAUCUGUGCUAAAAGCCUGGUUUCCAUAUGGUCGUAACGGUCGUAAAGAUGGAGUCACGAUCUUUCUCAUCAGUCGAAAUACAACAUUGUAGAACUGAAAAUACGCGGAGUGAUUAUAACUAGAGAAUACUUGUGAUUUAUAUGUGGUUUACAGGUAUAAACUAUUAUAAACUGGCCGUUGAGAAAGAUCGUCACUCUAUUUUUUCGACCGUUACGACCAUACGGAAACCGAGGCUAUAAAGUGACGACCUCGAACGAGACAAAUUCAACUACACACGUAAAAAUGCACAAGUUGUUCCAGGUCUGCAAACAAGUUGUUAUAGAUCUGUUCACAAGCUGUCAACAAGUUGUCUUCGCAAUGCUUGUUCCCAGUUGUUGCAUGUAACAAAUUUGAAACAAACUGUUAACAACUUGUAACAAGCUUGAUGUCAUUCUCAGACUAAUGUACACGGUUGUUCUAACAAGUCUGGUAACAGUCAUGAUAUAACAAGAAUGUUACAAGGUUGACGACACAAGUUUGUAACAAUAUUGUUAUAUCACGACUGUAUCGGACUCGUUGGAACAACCUUGCAACAAGUCUGAUAAUAUCAACAAGCUUGUUACAGAUUGUUAACAGCUUGUUCCAAACUUGUUGACAACUUGGGACAAGCAAACUUGUUGACGCCUUGUUGGCAGAUUUGCUACAAGAUGUGAGACUUUUACGUGUGUACUUGAAAAAUACAAGUAAAACGGCGACGUUUCGUCUCGAAAGGGACAAAAUCAAUCCGUUCACAUUUUAUGAACAUAUUUACGCUUGAACUUUUAGGAUAUUCGCGAGGUUUUGCAUUUGUUGAAUUUCUCGACAUGGAAACCGCGAAAAAGUGGAUAGAUGAUUGCAAGGUAUACAAAUAUUCAAAGUAUACAAGUAUACAAAUGUUCGCAGGAGAACGUUUUAGAAGAAAAAUUAUUAGCUAAUUUCAGAACAAUUUCCCGCGGGCCAAUCAAAUGUCACCAAUUUCAAAUUGUUGAUUUCAUGACAUUUUGAGAAUGUAUAUAGUCGCAUUCUUGAAACUUUUGACAAGACGACACGACACUUUUUGCCAAAAAAUAAGCGUUCGCGGUUUUGGUAAUAUCUUAAGGCAGAUUUCCACUACACAACUUUUGCCUAAAACUGUCGCAUGCAACCUGCUUACAACUUGAGUUGUACUGUGUGAAUCAAGCACACAACUUACCUGCGACAACCUAAACGUGCUGUGUGCCUACUUGAGUUGUACUAUUUACAUAGUACAACUCAAGUUGUAAGCAAGUUGCAUGCGACAGUUUUAGGCAAAAGUUGUGUAGUGGAAAUAUAUAAAUCUGCCUUUAAAGUCCUUAAGAUUUUUGUGUAGUUAUGGCUUGAACUGUUCGACUAUCCUAUAACAUAUUUUUAUUGUUGAAAAAAACAUUGUCACUGUCACAUACGAAAGAAACGUCGAAAAUCAGCCUUUAUAAAUGUGGUGUACCCAUAAGAUUUUAAAUUAAUAGCCCUUUGCCAAGGCUUCUGCAUGUGAGAAGAUCUCUAGGUUACUAACUUUGUGUACAUUCCUAGGGUAAACUUGUGAUUGAAGACGACUCUGUAAUCAUGGAUUUCAGUCGUUCAAAAAUGGCCGUCGAAUCGCAUAGAGAUUGGGUGUGUAGCAAGGUACAGUAUUAUUACGGAAUGAUUCUGUCUAUAGCUUUUACGGCGGGUUCAACUCACUGCAGUACACUGUAUGUUGUCAGAUCUUGGAUAUUCUGUUGUUUCUUUUUCCAUAGUGUGGGACGCAAAACUUUUCCUCAAAGAGACGAAACACAUGUUUUACUUGUAACACACCUAAAGAUGGUAAGUCUGAAGCAGUCUACACCCUAGCCACCCCCCCAGACCCUAGCCACCCUUGCAUGCCCUCGCUCUCCACUGGAAGCACAUUUUUUAUUUCUAUUUUAAAACAGAAAAUGACGAGACGAAAGAGCUUGGUAGUACGCCAUGCAAAGGUACUGUAAACUACAUAAAAAUGUCCACAUUCUCAUUUAAGGGAACAGCGAUUGUCACACAAAUCACACCGAAUUCGUCAUCGUUAGAGCAACUUCUGUAUUUCUGUAUUCGUGUGAACGUCUUGUUCGCUGCACGCGACAUGCAGAUGGCAUGUGCUGCCCGCUUUAUGAUGCAGGCUGUGCUCAAAUUAGACAGACCUAUUAGCCCUGAAAUUCAAGGCACGUUUACAACACAGUAUCUACUUGUGUACAUCAGCAAAGGGAAGAUGCAUGCGAGUAUGCACUGUUGUUCACAUUCAAUGUACAAUGUACAAGUCUAAUAAGACCUACAAACGUGAAAUAAUUCAUCUACAAAGGUGAAUAAUCAGCUUUUCGUUGUAACUAAAAAGUAUAGAAAUUUCAAAGAAAAACACCAUCAGGAGAAUUGAUCAUAUAAAAUAUAGACAAGAAUUUUUCAGACUUCCUUUCAGGGGCGUAGGAAGUAUCAAAAGAUUGGAGGGCACCGGCUUCUAGGGGCACGUUAAGAUAUUGAAAAGGGCACCUAAAAAAUUUUUCCCGGAAACGUUGGCGACGGGGGGGAGGGAAAAAUUUUCCCGCCGUACCAUACCGAAAUUACACGUUCUUGACCAAUUUUUUUUUAAAAACUUGGAAAUUUCCAAACAAAAAGGGCACCUUUGAUGUUAAUUUAGUAUUUACAGCGACAUUAGCUUCUACAAAAAGGGCACUUUUCAUCACAAAAAGGGCACUUUUCAUCACAAAAAAGGGCACUUUAGUCCUUUGGAAAAAUUGGGGGGCCCCCGGUUCCGUGCCCCCCGGUUCCUACGCCCUGCUUCCUUUUUCAAAGUCAUCGACUAAAUGUGCACUUCUUGAAUCUCUUCCGACUCAUGCAUUUUAAUAUUUGUCAUCGAAUAACCAUCGAUUUGAUUAUCUUGCAAUAUUCGCAGAAUUGAGCCCGUAUAAAAUUCCUAUCACUUGCAUACAGCGACUGCACCUGUUUAAGACGGCGAAUUGUAGACUGGGGUCAAUUGUCAUAUUAAAAACCUCAUUCUAACCAUAUCAUUCCUAACCAUAUGUUGCAAUUUUGAGCAUCAAAGUUAUUGCGACGUCAUUCCGGAGCAUUUCUGCGAAAAGUGAGCCCCGUGUUGUGAAAGGUGUACGAUUUUAAAUAAAGGAAUCAUCACGGUCAUAUAUAUACUCGGGCAAAAACGGCGUAAAGCUCUUUAUUGAUACAGUUUCAUUACAAAAGUUCUAUGCUGUAUUUUACUAUAUAGUUCUCAUUCUUCGAGGCCUGGAUAUUCUCACAACUGAAGAGACGGUAUGUAGAUGAGCACACAGUGUGCCAAGAUCCAGUCAACGGGUUUUCACGACACAGAUUAAUCUGUUUAAACCGUGAGCUGUAAUUAUAUAACUCACAAAUCAUUUUGGAUUUUAGCCUGAUUCUUUCUAAGUGGGUCAUGUAUAGUGAACUAUAGUUGCAUUUUUUGCAACUGCUACUGGCUAAGUCUAAUAAAUUUAUAAAAUUUACACUUAAAAUUACCAUUUACAAAACAGCAGGGCUUAAAAAAUAGGCGUACGGACGUCCGAUUGUACGCCGAAAGUAGCUUGGUGUACGCCAAUAAUUUCAAAUGUGCUUAAAUAGCCUACCAAUGCUUGUAAAUUUAUUGUAACCGUUAUUCAUCCAUCAUUGAAAGGCUUUCAGAAAGUCAAUUUAGCUUCUGUAAUGCCAUAAUUAAUAGCCAUGUUAACGUACUCGUCGAAUAAUACCGUUUUAAAACUCGUCAUAAGAGGAGUACUGUUUAAAACACGAGCAGCAGUGUUUUAUCGGAUAUAAAGACACGAGGCGAAGACGAGUAUCUUUAGGUCUGAUAAAACACGCACUGCGAAUUUUUUAAAUUGCUUCAAAAAUUAUCGAUCUAGUAAGUUCAUUGGCGAAGUAAUUUUCAAAAAAUACGUUGUGUAAGUCGAGAAGAUCAAAGUUAAAGUUUAUGUAAAUCAAGGGAAAUGUCUAUCACAUAUAAAGAUACGACACGCUUUUGUGUUUUCCUCAUGAAUUAUUAAUGAGUUUUUUAAUCAACUAUACAGUACGCACAGCCAAUACACGACUGUCCAAAUAUCAUAGAAUCUAGCUUUAUAAAAAUGCUGAUCAAAAUAUCGUUUGGACGUAUCAUCUGAUCUGGAAUGUUCAUUUAAUGUGUCUGUGGAAAGCGAAGUUAUUCUGGACCAUACGCAGUUCUACGAAGCAUCAGCAUUCAGUAUUUAAACGGGGAUUAAUCUACACCAAUUCUUUCUCUGAUAUUAUGUCAUUGUUUUUCAGAUCCGCCAAUCGCUAGCUUCGUUUACAUCUACGCCUAUCUUCGAUGUACGGCUCAUUAAAGACAAGCUCACUGGCACGUCAAGAGGAUUUUGUUUCAUUGAACUGGGCUCCAUUGAGGUAAGUCGUCCGUUUAUAUUUAUACUAGAUAUCUUUAUCAGUUCUAAACUGUUCUCCCUAGAGGUCCAGUAAGGAUCAUCUCUUAUUGAUCCAGUGUUACUACAGGAGGAAACCUAAACUAAACUAACUUUAUUUAUACUGGAUAUCUUUAUCAGUUCUAUACUGUUCUCCCUAGAGAUCCAGUAAGGGUCAUCUUUUAUUGAUCCAGUGUUACUACAGGAGGAAACAUAAACUAAACUAACUUUAUUUAUACUGGAUAUCUUUAUCAGUUCUUUACUGUUCUCUCCAGAGGUCCGGUAAGGAUCAUGUCGUAUUAAUCCAGUGUUACUACAGCAGGAAACCUAAACUAACUUUAUUUAUACUGGAUAGCUCUAUCAGUUCUAAACUGUUCUCCCUAGAGAUCCAGUAAGGAUCAUCUCUUAUUAACCCAGUGUUACUACAGGAGGAAACCUAAACUAAACUAACUUUAUUUAUACUGGAUAGCUCUUUCAGUUCUAAACUAUUCUCCCUAGAGGUCCAGUAAGGUUCAUCUCUUAUUGACCCAGUGUUACUACAGGAGGAAACCUAAACUAACUAACUUUAUUUAUACUGGAUAGCUCUAUCUGUUCUAAACUACUUGCGAAAACGUCAAUUUUUACAAAUAGUUUUUCUCCCUCAGGAAGCGACUCAGCUCAGAGAAGAACUCCAAGCUGCAUCAUUCACAGUUGAUGAAAAAGUUUUGGUUAUAUCUUACGCCAAGUUUGGUACAAAUCCGUCCAAGUCAGGGUAUUGUGAAAUAUAUAUUAUUCAAAUCUGUUGCAAAACAAGUUACUACAACAAGUUUUUUGAAGUGUUUCAAAAUCACUCUAUAAAAGACUUCAAGUGAAUGAGAUAACGUCUCGAGCGAACCGAGACCCUGGUCACAAAGGCAGAAGGCCCAUUUACUAACAGUUGUUACAAAACUAGUUGUUACAAAUCUGUUCACAAGCUGUUGACAAGUUGUGUUCGCAUUGCUUGUUCCCAGUUGUAACAAGUUUGGAUCAAGCUGUUAACAACUUGUAACAAGCUUGAUGGCAUUAUCAGACUUGUUACAAGGUUGUUCUAACAAGUCGGAUACAGUCAUGAUAUAACAAGAAUGUUACAAGGUUGAUGACACAAGGUUGUAACAAUAUUGUUAUAUCAUGACUUUAUCAGACUUGUUGGAACAACCUUUUGACAAGUCUGAUAAUAUCAAGAAGGUUCUUACAAAUUGUUAACAGCUUGUUCCAUACUUUUUGACAACUUGGGACAAGCAGUGCGAACACAACUUGUUGACGGCUUGUUGGCAGGCUUGCUACAAGAUGUGAGAUUUUUUCUUGUGUAACCAAAGUCUCUGUAUUUCAAUUUAGGACUGUCGCAGUUGGCAGCUGCUCAUCCAGCGCUACCACUUCGAUCAGUGAGACACCAUCUACGUCAUCAACAGCCAACCCAUCACGUUCAAAGUUUGCCGCCAACGCAAUAGCCCAAGCUCGUGCAGCUGCGCAAAUGGGCCACACCACUGACCCACAGAUGGGGAGCUCUAUGGAUCACUACUCCACUGCUGAGGUAUUUAUAAAUAUCGCAGAUUUGUGCUUUCAACACAUGCGUUUCACUAAGCACUACCGUGCAGCAGACGGUCAACCUGCAGUUAUCAGAGUGAGAAAAUCAGUGUUUUCAUCAUCUUGUAUUUGGAGGCAAACAAAUUUCGUUAAGAGAUAUAGUGUAACUUUCGUGCUCCUAUAAACGUCAAUUCUGAAGCUGAUCAUUGUCUGUUGCAACGCUUGCUUAAAUCCACCAAUAUUGUUCUGUAUUGGAUUCCCUGUGUUAGAGCAGUAGACUUAGUCAGCUAACGAAUAUUUUUGUUUUUGUUUUACAGACUACUUUCCCAGCUACACAAGCAGGUUGGUACAUUGUACUGUCAUGUGACUGGUCAUACUGAGUUAUUGAUCUGGCCAUCAUUAAUUAAUAUCACCACCACCACCAAUAUCGCCGUUAUCGUUAUCACAUCCAUCAUCACCACCAUCAUUACCAGCAUCGUCAUUAUCACCAUGACCACCAUCGUCAUCACCAUAACCAUCAUCACCAUCACUACCAUCAUUACCAGCAUCAUCACCAUCACCACUAUCAUAACCAUCAUCAUCAUCACCAAUACCAACAUCAUAACCAUCACUACCAUCAUCAUUACCAUGACCACUAUCAUCAUAUCCAUCAUCAUCACCACCACUACCAUCAUCAUUACCAGCAUCAUCACCAUAACCACUAUCAUAACCAUCAUCAUUACCACCACUACCAACAUCAUUACCAGCAUCAUCACCAUAACCACUAUCAUAACCAUCAUCAUCACCACCACUACCAACAUCAUUACCAGCAUCAUCACCAUAACCACUAUCAUAACCAUCAUCACCACCACUACCAACAUCAUUACCAGCAUCAUCACCAUAACCACUAUCAUAACCAUCAUCAUCACCACCACUACCAAGAUUACCAGCAUCAUCACCAUAACCACUAUCAUAACCACCAUCAUCACCAUCAUCAUCACUACCAUCAUCAUUCCCAGCAUCAUCACCAUAACCACCAUCAUGACCACCACUAACACCGUCAUCGUCAUGACAACACCUCUUAUCAUGACUAUUACCUUCAGCUUCUUCUACAGUCCAGGACACGGCAGUGAGCUCAGAAGUGUCAAGUGAAACCUCAACCGUCACUCCAGUUGACAGUACAGCUCAGACGCCAGCCCCACAAGCCAUAUCAUCUUAUGUAUAUGACACUGCCAGCGGGUACUAUUAUGAUACAACCACAGGACUGUAUUAUGACCCGACCACACAGGUAAGAUCAGAUAUUGUAAUGGUGAAUACUAGAUUAAAUGUAUUUGUAUAAUGAUGCUACAUGACAUCUCUCAUGCAACUCUUGUUCUCGUUUGAUCAAGCAAUGAAAGUUGAGAAAACUCUCAUGCAAACUCUCGCUUGUCAACUCUCAUGCAACUCUUGUUCCCGUUUGAUCAAGCAAUGAAAGUUCAGGAAACUCUAAUACAAACUCUCGCUUCUCAGCUCACAAUUUUAUACUAUUUUACUUCUUAAUUUUCAUUAGUAUUACUACAACGGCACAACGCAACAAUACAUGUAUUGGGAUGCUACGACACAACAAUAUGUUACCGUUGUAUCGUCGGCUAGCACAAGGUAAUCUUUUGUACCAUUAAAUCGGUUUAAACUCUUUCUAAAUAACUCUAUAGGCCCAUUUUCACUCAAGAAAAAUUUCCACGGACAAAAAAAACAUUUUCCGAAAAUAUCAUUGUUAUUAAAGUUGAAAAUCCAAUAACAUUUUCAAAAUUUUCUUUCUGCGGAAAAUUUUCGGCCCAAAUGUGGUAGCAAUUUCCACACGCAAUACAAAAGUAUACAAAAUUUGCGAACUUUGCAAGGCUAUAUUUUCCGCAUUUUACAACAUUUCGCAACCAAACUUUGCAAUUUUACUCAUUUCAGUAUGCUCUUUCUAGCUGUGGUGAUUUAUUUGCAUCUCCUUGCCUAGUUUUAAAAUUAGUCUAUAAUGGAAAUUGUUUAUUGAAUCGUAACUGUUUAUUACAUUUAUGAUAUAGUGACACACAAGCUGCUACCUCAGCCGUCCCGGCUCAACCCCCAAGUGAAGCAGAAAAUACUGCAACCAGCAAAGGUAGGAUUUUUUUUUAUUUUGUACACAGUACAGGGUUCGUAGCGGUCUUUGAAAUCCUUGAAAGUCUUUAAAUUGGAAUGCAGGUCUUUGAGGUCUUUGAAAAGUCUUUAAAUUGUGCGAAAAAGCGAAGAAAGUCUUUAAAAAGUCUUUAAAUUCUUUAGUGAGGAAUUGAUUGUACGAUUUCCUAGCUAAUAAAAUAGAUUGAUUGAAUCACGAUUUUCGCAAAAAUCGACGAAAAGGCGCAUUUUAGGAUGUGAUUUGACGGGACUAAUUACUGGGUAAAAAUGGUGCUUACACUCGCAAUUUUUCGACACCUGAUUGCUCUCAAAGAUCUUUGAUAAGUCUUUGAAAAUAGGCAGAAAAAAUCUUUGAAAGUCUUUGAAUUUUUUUGGUCUUGGAGACUACGAACCCUGACAGUAGUAUUAAGCCCUGUACAGACAGGAAAUUUUUCCUUGACAAAUUUUAUUUGAUGUUUGUGAUGUUACUCUGAGGGUAUAUCUACACCGGGCAAGCUUGAAAAAUCUGCCUGGCCACGGUGGGAAUCGAACCUACGACCUUUGGAAUACUACAGCCCAGUUGGCAGAGCAGUAGCUCAGUUGGCAGAGCAUUGGGCUAGUAUUCCAAAGGUCGUAGGUUCGAUUCCCACCGUGGCCGGGCAUAUUUUUCAAGCUCGUCCGGUGUGGAUAUACACUCAGAGUAACAUCACAAACAUCGUAUUCACCUGAAUACAUAACACCAACACAGAAAUUUUAUUUGCUUUUGUGUACGGUAAACUUAUCUGAAGUUUACAUCACAGACUAACUUUUUCGUUUUAUCUUUCAGAAAAGCAAAAGAAAGCUAAAAGUUUAAAUGCGAAAAAGGUUCGUAGCUAUAACCGAAAGUUUAAAUCCCGAAUCCUGUGAGGUUUUGUGAUAAAUUGCGGUAGAAAUUGAUUGUUUGAUGUUAAACUAGAUCGCUAAAGACAUGGAGAGAUGGGCGAAAAAACAAGCGAAGAAUAAAGAAGCGGCUCGUCCUCAGGCCACUGCCCAGGCAACACAGGACACGGUCAAAGAAAGCACAUAUCAAUACGACCCCAAUGAUUUGAAGGUUAGUUGGACGGCUACUGAAGUUUUAACGCAACCUAGAUAGUGACUGUACAAUAUUUCAAACGGUCCAUUAAGCUGUCGUGGUUUGUGAACAUGAUCUAACCAUGCUUAACUCAGCAGUGAAUUUUGUACAACGUCAGUUGACUUUUUAAGGUACACACGCAAAAAUCUCACAUCUUGUAGCAAGUCUCCCAACAAGUCGUCAACAGGUUGUGUUCGCACUGCUUGUCCAAGUUGUCAACACAAGUUUGGAACAAGCUGUUAACAACUUGUAUUAUCAGACUUGUUGCAAGGUUGUUUCAACAAGUCCGAUACAGUCAUGAUAUAACAAUAUUGUUGCAAUCUUGUGUCGUCAACCUUGUAACAUUCCUGUUAUAUCAUGACUGUAUAUCAGACUUGUCAGAACAACCUUGUAAUAAGUCUGAUAAUGUCAUCAAGCUUGUUACAAGUUUGUUAAUAGCUUGCUCCAAACUUGUUACAACAACUGGGAACAAGCAGUGCGAACACAACUUGUCGACAGCUUGAACAUCAGAUCACAUUAAGGCAGCCCACAUUCAAGAACAUGUACUACCUCUGCAUGAUCUAACCAUGCUUAACUCAGCAGUGAGUUCUGUACAACAUUAGAUCACUUUAAGGUAGCUCACAUUCAAGAACAUGUACUACCUCUGCAUGAUCUAACCAUGCUUAACUCAGCAGUGAGUUAUGUACAACAUCAGAUCACUUUAAGGUAGCUCACAUUCAAGAACAUGUACUACCUCUGUAUGAUCUAACCAUACUUAACUCAGCAGUAAGUUCUGUACAACAUCAGAUCACAUUAAGGUAGCUCACAUUCAAGAACAUGUACUACCUCUGCAUGAUCUAACCAUACUUAACUCAGCAGUGAGUACUGUACAACAUCAGAUCACCUCAAGGCAGCCCACAUUCAAGAACAUGUACUACCUCUGUAUGUUCUAACCAUGCUUAACUCAGCAGUGAGUUCUUACAACAUCAGAUCACCUUAAGGCAGCCCACAUUCAAGAACAUAUUUAAGUUGUGAAAGAUGUAACUCUGCUGACACGAUGUAUCUUAUGUACAGGGUGGUAUCAUAAUGAGCGUUACUGGCUCGAGUAAUAUUACGUCACUUGCGACAGCGAGUCCACUGGCCGCUUUAUCUGAACUGGACGAUCCUGUUGCCACCUCUGCACCACCAGCAGGUAUGAAUUACUUGAUUUUCAAAUACGAGUUUGUUUUAAAAUGCGUUGGAGUACACGCGUAAAAUGUCACAUCUUGUAGCAAGUCUGCCAACAAGCCGUCAACAAGUUGUGUUCGCACUGCUUGUCCCAAGUUGUCAACAAGUUUGAAACAAGCUGUUAACAACUUGUAACGAGCUUGUUGAUAUUAUCAGACUUGUUGCAGGGUUGUUCCAACAAGUCUGAUACAGUCAUGAUAUAACAAUAUUGUUACAACUUUGUGUCGUCAACCUUGUAACAUUCUUAUAUCAUGACCGCAUCAGGCUUGUUAGAACAACCUUGUAACAAGUCUGAUAAUGCCAUCAAGCUUGUUACAAGUUGUUAAGGUUACAGGACACCCUUUCUGGCGUUUUGCGGAAAAUCGCUACUGCGCGCUCAAAAUCAGUCCAAUUUUCAUAAAAUUUUCACCAAAUGUUCGCCAGUGCAUGCAAAAUAUGGUAAAGUUAUAAAAUUAACAAACAAUAAAAUAAUGUAAGAAUUAUUCAGUAAAAUCUUAAAUCGCGGUAUCGUUACGCUUUUGAGUUGUGCUCCUGCUGGUUUUAAGGUAUAUUAGUGAAAAUAUCAUUUUUAAACAGUAAAAUAGUUGUUCUUAAAAGUGUUCGGAAAUUUUUGUUUAUUUCGUCAUUCCGCUGAUAUGGCGAUUUCUUUGACGACUGCAAUAUAUUUCUGAAUUGUUUGAGUGAAUUGCUCUUUAAUAUUAAAAUAUCCAAAAUUAGAACAAAGCCGAAAAUAGUUUUGGAACUGACGUCUUUAGCUAUAUCCUGUGAAAAUUUGAGAAAAAUUGGAUGAAACCCGCAGGAGAACAACUCGUUUGAAAAUCAGUAAUUACCGUAAAAUUCUUCGGGAGAAAAUUGAAUUUGAACAUUACAUUUUCAAUGUUUUUCUUAUUGCCGCGAAAUGUAUUAUAUUAAAUAACUCAGCGAGUUUUCAACAUUUUUCGUUCAAACUUGGUCAGGUAGUAGAACUAGUCUAAUGCUUUCAUGGAAACCAAUAAAAAAUUUUUAGGCAAAAUUAACACUCAAAGGUGUCCUGUAACCUUAAUCGGAUAUUUAUUUGUCUAAUUUGCAUUUAUCCUUGCUGCCAUGACUUGAAUCGAAUGCCCCGUUACGUCACAGUAGAUUUUGAUUUUAGAAUUUGCAUCAGCGCACAGAUGCGAGCGCCCGCAAUCUGCAUGCGAUGCGUCGCUCUGCGGCCAAAUCUAACGUUACGUAAGGCUCUAAAACAAUAGAUUUGACGAUGUCACGUUAGAUUUCACGCGGAAAAGGACUCGGGACCGAUGCAUUCACUGAUGCAAAAUGGAUGCCAAUAGAUGUCAAUCGAAUCUAACGUGACGUAGGUGAUGCAUUUUGCUUCAACUGUGACGUCGGAGGAUUCGGUAAAAAAAAAUUUUUCGCGAAAUUAUUGACGCUUAAAGUGUCGCAAAAUAACAGAAAGUACACAUUUGCGAUCGCACGUCGCAUAUUGGACUUAUUUUGACAAUUUCGACUGUUAUUGAGACUAUUUAAAUCGGAUUUCAUCCUAAAUAAUGUAUUCCUGACAUGGAGUCAAUUUUAAGCAAAGAUUUGCGAAUUGAUAGGAGAUAAUUUAUUACUGAGUGCUUUGACUAUUGACGAUAUUAUAUAUCUAUAUAUUUCAAGCAACAUGAUUUCUCAAUUUUGACCGAUGCAUUCGAAUCGCUGGCAUUGGUCUGGAUCCGCCCCUGCCCGCACCCGUAGCACGUGCUCACUAUGGAACUUGGAACUGUCUUGUAACUUGCUGCUCGUGAGCUGUUGCAACUCGUCAGCUGUUGCAACUCGCAACUCAUAACUCGCAACUUAAAACUCGCAACUCGUAGUGGCAGCUCAUAACUCGCAACUCAUAACUCGCAACUCAUAACUCGUAACUCAUAACUCGCAACUCAUAUCUCGCAACUCAUAACUCGCAGCCCAUAACUCCCAACUUCACAGCUCGCAAAUUACCAGUACCCAAUAUCAAUUUGCUUAGAACAGUAAAUAUGGAAUUUAUAACAUAUCAAUUAUCUUAAAAUAGUAAAAAUUGAAUUUAUUACUUAUAUGUAGGCAAGCUGCUGUCUAAUGUAGGCAUGAAGCAGCUGCUAAUGUGGGCAAGUCUCAAGAAAAAAAUCAGAGUUUCGUGUUCACUUUGAAAUUCCAUCGAGAAAAGAGUGACAUUGCAGCAGUCUCCUGAUUAAGUUAAUUCUUAAUAGUCGC
This is a messenger RNA of Paramuricea clavata, 12676 nucleotides long. The record is from the annotation of a GenBank genome assembly. NCBI's taxonomy places the organism in Eukaryota, Metazoa, Cnidaria, Anthozoa, Malacalcyonacea, Plexauridae.